This is a messenger RNA of Trichoplusia ni (cabbage looper), 2071 nucleotides long. Its product is annotated as double-stranded RNA-specific editase 1-like. The coding region runs from base 142 to 1248 and encodes 368 amino acids. The record is from RefSeq and is a predicted model, not a curated record. Gene Ontology annotation, biological process: adenosine to inosine editing; RNA processing. Gene Ontology annotation, molecular function: tRNA-specific adenosine deaminase activity; double-stranded RNA adenosine deaminase activity; double-stranded RNA binding. NCBI's taxonomy places the organism in Eukaryota, Metazoa, Arthropoda, Insecta, Lepidoptera, Noctuidae. The transcript is spliced from 9 exons. Gene Ontology annotation, cellular component: nucleolus; cytoplasm.
UUGGCGAUUGUUGGCUGUACCCGCCAUGUUUUCUUUUUAUUGUUCAAGUGACUAAUCGCAACUACUAUUACCGUAUUAUCGAAUAAAGUAUACAAAAUUAGUGCAUUUAAUUUUUUGAGACUUGUCAACCGAGUCCUUAGAAUGGCUUACAACAAGCAAUACAACACAAGGUUCUCUGGCCGCUACAACACUCCUGGACAAUUUGUGUCGGCAGGAGAGUUGGUGUCGGGCGCGCCGCCGGCUGGUCUGCUGCAGCGGCCGCGACCUUACCCGCCGUACACUAAAUACUACUCAUCAUCGUACGGUCAGGCGCCUCGGAAACAGAUGCCGCAGAAUAUUCAGCCUAUACCUAAAGCGAAACCAGAAGAUGAGAUGACAGUCGAUAAUGACGUGGCGAUGGCGAUGCCCAAAAAUGAGGGGCCCGGUGUUGUGCGCCCACAUUGGAUGAAGAGUAAAUUGCCCGGAGUGAAAAAAGUGAGCAACAAAGAGCGACGUCGGCGUCAGAACGAGAACUUGCGGCGGUUGCUCACCCCCAAGAACGCGCUCAUGGUGCUCAACGAGAUGAUGCCCAAUGAGCAGGUCGCUAAUCAAUUUAAAGUGGAACCCUCAGCAAAUAACCAGUACUACAAGGCGACAAACACUCACAGCUUCUGCGCAGAUCUUACUAUAGACGGCAAUUGUUACAAAGGCUAUGGUGAAAACAAACUGAUGGCACGAAACGCAGCCGCCGAGCAGGCGAUCCGAGACCUCAUCAUAAAGAAGAUGAACAAAGCAGUGACCAGCGACAGCGGCUCCACCAACGGCGACGCCGCCAGCGACGAGGAGGCGCUGCCCAUGAUCCAGCUGGCGUCGUUCGCGCUGCACAAGCUGUUCACGGAGUGGGAGUACGAGGGCCACAAGGUGCCCGCGCUCAAGCCGGCCGCGGCCGCCGCGCCCGAGCCCGCGCCCGCCGCGCCGCACAAGCCGCUGCCGCCGCGCCCCGCCGCCAUGCACCCCUGCAUGCUGCUCACCUACAUGCGCCCGCAUCUGGAGUACCGCGAGCUGGCCGUGGACGGCGACCGCCCGCAGAACAUGCUGUUCACCAUGGGCGUGGAGGUGGACGGCACCACGUACGUGGGCAAGGCGCCCAACAAGAAGGAGGCGCGCAAGCUGGCCGCCAAGGCCGCCUGCCGCGCGCUCUUCGACGUGGAGUUCGAGCAGCCGCCGCCCGCCGACCUUGCGGCCGCGCCCGCGGGCCCCGCGCAGUAACCCCCCCCCCCUUUUUAACGUAUUUCGAAGUUGACUAAGCCCCCUUUCUAGUUUUAGGGCUAUUUUCUUAAGUAAUUCCGCUAAAGAAGCAUAUAUUUUGAAGGAUAACAUUAGUAAUUUUUAUUGUGAACCGUCUUAUAAGGCUAUAUAGUACAAAACGUAAUCAACUAAAACAAUAUGUUGCCUUAGUAUACUACAACAAAGACCCAGUUUCUGUCACACGUAACGUGGUGUGAGUCAAGGGUCGCGUAGUUUGCGAGCAGGCUUUACAUUGUACUCGCACUUUAUAAAUCAAAUUUUAUUAAAUCUCGGGUUACUAGAAUCCUUGACUUUAUAUGGUGACAUGUAUCGUUAUGUUUCUUUGUAGUCGUAUUGCUCGCACGUUAGACUCGAGUGCGAAUGAGUUAUAAUUGUUAUCAAUCAAUUCAUAAAUAAUUAUUCAGCUUUAGACCGUGAGGUGAAUAUUACUAUUACUAGUAUACCAUGAAGUGUAGUAUUGCGACAUGGCGCUGACGUACGUUUAUUUAGUACGCGCUAUAUUAUAUUAUAUAAAUGUCUUCGAUAUAUGUAGCUACGAAGUUAUAUUUCUAUUAUUUUUAAAUACCUAGAAGUUUUUAAUUGAAUUUUAUUAAUGAACUUGAAAAAUUGAAUGAUAUGAAAUAAUACGAACACAUACAUUCGUAAAUAUAAUUAUUGUGGUUUUCUUUUUGGAAUAAUCAAUUACUGCAAUAUUAUUACAGAGCAGUCGCUUGCCGCGACUCUUCGUAUCUGUUUGACUACUUUUUUGUUAAUUUAAAGUAAUAAUAAACAAAGUUAUCGGAAA